UCUCUUCAUUUGUUUGUUUAUUUUGUUGCUAUUUUUUAUGAGCUGUCCAUUGUCACUGAGCUUCCUGAAAAUGCCUCCUCCUUUUGCAUGUAGGAGGGACACACAACUGUUAAGAUAACAUACAAGGCAAAUCCAGCUUCACACGUCUAUUACUUAUGUUUUUCCUCCUAGCAUGCUCAUUUCUGUCAAUAUCUUUUACUUCUGAAGUGCAACAGAAAAAUUCUUUCUGCAACGUGAAGUCUCUGUUGUCACAUCAUUUUACCCAGGGAUUGCCAGAAAGAAAGUAACCAGGCUGGUAACUAGAACCAACCUUCUGCACUUGGCGCUGUAGCCACGAGGAAUGGCAAUGGAAGAUCCUGACAGGAAGACAGAAGUAGUGCUGCUGGCCUGUGGGUCCUUCAAUCCCAUUACCAACAUGCAUCUGAGGCUAUUUGAGCUGGCUAAAGACUAUCUCCAUGAGACAGGAAAAUACAAAGUAAUCAAAGGAAUAAUUUCACCAGUAGGUGAUGCAUAUAAGAAGAAGGGUCUGAUCAGUGCUGAUCACCGAGUAACUAUGGCAAAAUUAGCCACCAACAGCUCAGAUUGGGUGGAAGUUGAUGACUGGGAAAGCAGCCAGAGUGAGUGGUUGGAAACAGUAAAAGUUUUAAGGCACCAUCAUGAAAAGCUUUCAUCCCCUGAUACUACCAUUAGUCUGCAGAAUGCUUUACCUUUAACAAAGCCAGGACGGAAGAGGAAACAAGAACCAAAUAGGCACGACCCCAUUAAGAAGAAAAAUCAGAGUCCAGAUGGAAAAAAUGUCCCACAGGUUAAACUGCUUUGUGGAAGUGACGUGCUGGAAUCCUUUGGGAUCCCCAAUCUGUGGAAGUUGGAGGACAUCACUGAAAUUAUACAAAAUUAUGGCCUUGUAUGCAUCAGUAGGGCUGGAAACAGCAUUCAGAAAUUCAUCUAUGAAUCUGAUAUUUUGUGGAAAUAUAAGAACAACAUUCAUCUCGUGGAAGAAUGGAUCACAAAUGACAUUUCAUCCACCAAAAUCAGGAGAGCACUGCGGAGAGGACAGAGCAUUCGUUACCUGGUGCCUGACGUGGUGCGGGCGUACAUAGAGAAAAAUGAUCUGUACAGUCUAGAGAGCGAAGACAGGAAUGCUGGGGUUACCUUGGCUCCUUUACAGAAAAAUGCAAGUGAUUCUAAGAACUAGCAGGCACUUUACAGAUAAUUUGCUUUCUGGUGUGAAAAGAUAAUUGCCCAGUAUACGAGGAUGGUUUUUUUGUUUGUUUGUUUUUUAAAUCAAUAGCAAGCAAAUUGUAUGGCUUCAGUAGAUGUGUAGCUGCUGACAAGGUUUGGUUUGUUUAACAUGGGGGCCUAUAUAAUCUUUAUUUCAUAAAAUUCAAUAAGAUUUUCACAUCUAGAUACAGUGUCACAGUUCAGUGAACUAAAUACAAGGAUUUACCAUAGUGUAUGAGAAUUACAAAUAUGAACAAAGCAAGUGUUCUGAUUUAGCUCAGACUACUCUGACUGAAAAUAGGAAACAACUCAGUGUUAUAAGUAGCAAAGCCAUCUUACUUUGCAAUACACUACUUCUGAGAGUAAAUCUGCAAUUAU
Molecule: messenger RNA, 1599 nt
Organism: Meleagris gallopavo (turkey)
Lineage: Eukaryota; Metazoa; Chordata; Aves; Galliformes; Phasianidae
Source: RefSeq, a predicted model, not a curated record